This is a messenger RNA of Enterobius vermicularis (human pinworm), 1077 nucleotides long. Lineage: Eukaryota; Metazoa; Nematoda; Chromadorea; Rhabditida; Oxyuridae. The record is from the annotation of a GenBank genome assembly.
AUGGUGGCCAUUAAUCAACCGGUUAAUAUCAUGAACAACACCUCCACAAACUUCAGUGACAAUUAUGAAGUCCGUGAAGAGCUUGGAAAAGGUGCUUUUUCGGUGGUCAGGCGUUGCAUUCAGAAAAAAACUGGGUUGGAAUUUGCAGCCAAAAUAAUCAAUACAAAGAAACUUUCUACUAGGGAUACUUUGUUUUCGUUUUAUUGUUCUCUUUCUGCCAAUUUAGACUUUCAAAAGCUGGAACGGGAAGCUAGAAUUUGUCGGAAGCUACAACAUCCUAAUAUUGUUCGGUUGCAUGACAAUAUUCAGGAAGAGGCGUUUCAUUAUCUCGUCUUCGAUCUCGUAACAGGCGGGGAACUAUUCGAAGACAUUGUCGCUCGCGAAUUUUACAGCGAAGCUGACGCUAGUCACUGCAUACAACAAAUACUAGAAUCAAUUGCGUAUUGCCAUCAGAAUAAUAUAGUGCAUAGGGAUUUGAAGCCCGAAAAUCUUUUGCUGGCUAGUAAGACUAAAGGAGCUGCUGUCAAGCUCGCGGAUUUUGGUCUUGCUAUUGAGGUUUCUGGUGAUACAGAAGCUUGGUUUGGUUUUGCUGGUACACCUGGUUACCUCUCUCCCGAGGUACUUAAGAAAGAUCCAUACGGGAAGCCUGUGGACAUUUGGGCUUGUGGAGUAAUUCUCUAUAUUCUUCUUGUCGGAUAUCCGCCUUUCUGGGAUGAGGACCAACAUAGAUUGUAUUCGCAGAUUAGAGCUGGUGCUUAUGAUUAUCCUAGCCCAGAAUGGGACACAGUCACACCGGAAGCAAAAAGCUUGAUUGACAGUAUGCUUACAGUUAAUCCCAAGAAACGUAUCACAGCGGAGCAAGCACUCAAAGUUUCGUGGAUCUGCGUGCGUUAUUUUGUGAAUUGCAUUUUAACUGCCGAUAAUCGUGAACGUGUCGCUUCAGUUAUGCACAGGCAAGAUACUGUCGAUUGUCUUAGGAAAUUCAAUGCAAGACGGAAGCUGAAGGUUAGUUUUUUUAAACCUUUUUUAUUAAUGCAUCAUAAACUUUCUAAUGAUGAAAUAAAGUUUUUCUUGUGA